This is a messenger RNA of Salpingoeca rosetta, 1872 nucleotides long. RefSeq names its product aldehyde dehydrogenase. Gene Ontology annotation, biological process: thymine catabolic process; L-valine catabolic process. The transcript is spliced from 13 exons. Gene Ontology annotation, cellular component: mitochondrion. Gene Ontology annotation, molecular function: methylmalonate-semialdehyde dehydrogenase (acylating, NAD+) activity; malonate-semialdehyde dehydrogenase (acetylating, [NAD(P)+]) activity. NCBI's taxonomy places the organism in Eukaryota, Choanoflagellata, Craspedida, Salpingoecidae. Bases 51 to 1622 code for a protein of 523 amino acids. The record is from RefSeq and is a predicted model, not a curated record.
CUCUUUUGCCCACCAUUUCCCCUCUCUUCACCACACACACACAGCUCACGAUGUGGACGGCCACCACGACGACUGCCACGCGGGCGAUGGCCCUGCCUCGCGCCUUGGCCACCCAGACCCGCCUUGCAUCGACUACAAAGCUGUUCAUCAACGGCGAGUUCCGCGAGUCAACCACUGACAAGUGGCUUCCCGUCCGCAACCCGGCCACAAACGAGAUUGUGAGUGAGGUGCCCUGUGCCACGCCCGAGGAGCUCAACGAGGCUGCCGAGUCUGCCGCCGCGACCUUCAAGACAUGGCGCAACAGCUCCGUCAUCACCCGCCAGAACGUCAUGUUCAAGCUCCAGGGCCUUCUCCGCGACAACAUGUCCGAGCUCGCCAAGCUGAUCACGCUCGAGCAGGGCAAGACGCUUGCGGAUGCAGAGGGCGAUGUGCUGCGUGGCAUCCAGGUUGUUGAGCACGCGUGCGGGAUUCCAUCGCUUCUCAUGGGCGAGACGGUUGGAAACGUCGCCAAGGACAUGGACACAUACAGCUACCGCAUGCCGCUUGGCGUCACCGCCGGCAUCUGCCCGUUCAACUUCCCCGCCAUGAUUCCCCUGUGGAUGUUCCCUGUCUCCCUCGCCUGCGGCAACACCAUGCUCCUCAAGCCCUCCGAGCGCGACCCAGGUGCUGCGAUGCUGAUUGCAAAGCUUGCCCAGGAGGCCGGCGUCCCCGAUGGCGCCCUCAACAUGGUCCACGGCAGCGUCGACACUGUGAACUUUCUCUGCGACAACGAGCACAUCAAGGCCAUCUCCUUUGUUGGCUCUGACAACGCCGGCAUGCACAUCUGGAACCGCGGCUCUGGCAACGGCAAGCGCGUGCAGAGCAACAUGGGGGCAAAGAACCACGGCGUGAUUCUGCCCGACGCCAACAAGACGGCCACGCUCAACGCCCUCGUUGGCGCUGCGUUUGGGGCCGCCGGGCAGCGGUGCAUGGCGCUGUCGACGGUUGUGCUCGUUGGCGAGGCGGCGUCGUGGUCCGAGGACCUCAUUGAGCUCGCGCGCGGCCUCAAGGUUUCCGCAGGGGACCAGCCCGGGACGGACGUUGGCCCGAUGAUCUCGCGAGAGGCGAUGCAGCGCGCGUACGACCUGGUUGAGUCUGGUGUGCAGCAGGGCGCGAAGCUGCUGCUUGAUGGCCGCAACAUCAAGGUGGACGGCUACCCGGACGGCAACUGGAUGGGGCCAACCAUCCUGUCGCACGUGACAACGGACAUGGACUGCUACAAGGAGGAGAUCUUUGGGCCCGUGCUGGUGUGCCUUGAGGUUGACACGAUUGACGAGGCCAUUGAGCUCGUGAACAAGAACAGGUGGGGCAACGGGACGGCCGUGUUUACAAACUGCGGCGCCGCUGCCCGCAAGUUCACCUUUGAGAUUGAGGCCGGACAGGUUGGCGUGAACGUGCCCAUCCCCGUGCCGCUGCCCAUGUUCUCCUUCACGGGCAACAAGGCCUCCUUUGUCGGCGACCUCAACUUCUACGGCAAGGCCGGCGUGCAGUUUUACACGCAGCUGAAGACCAUCACGAGCCUGUGGCGCAACAGCGAUGCAGAUGUGCUCAAGGCCGCCACCGUCAUGCCAACCAUGAAGUGAACACGCACACACGCCCCGGCCCUGCCGUGACGCAACACGUGCAUUAUUCGCACAUGCGCAACCACCCCUUUACACAUGCAUUCUUACACAAUUUCCCUUACUUCUCUUCUCUUCUUUGUCCAUUCGUGCUUAUCACCACCACUGCCCAUCAGCUCGACCUGUUGGUCUUGUGUGGUUGUCAGUACACCGCCCCCCCCCCUCCCACACGUCAGUAAAGCGUUCAGCGUUUAUUGUUUCGUUGUCAGCAAAC